CACCACUACGUCAGUUGUGGAUCACUGUGACACUGAUCACGGUCGAAUUCAGUGUGAAACCAACAAGAAACACACAAUGUUGUUAAAAAUAACGGCAGUGAUUUUAGGCAGUGCUGCCGUCAUGUUGGAACUCUUUAUUUAGAUGGAUGGAGUGAUGCGAGCUCAGUACAGCUGCAGGACAGCAGAUGGCACCGCUGCAUCGUCCUGUGGUUCGUACUUGGCACCGAGACUCGUCCACGUUGUUCUCACUGUCUGACUUCGCUCCAGUUCCCCUCCCUCUAUCCCUCCCUCACUCUCUCUUCCUCGGUUUACAGUAUACACCUAUCUAUCUCCCACAAGCAUCAGCAGUCUCUUCAUCAGUCUCCGCGUUACGGGCGCUAGUACGGCGUAAAGCAUGGCACCUCUCCGUCCCGAAGAACCGGGUUCAGCCGCUGCGUACCUCUGCGUCUUUCUGUUGACCGUCUCGGCCUGGAUGGCACUACCGGGACCCGUGCGCUGUGGCAGCGUGGCUUUAAACCGGCGAGGCUGGGAGGAUCGCACGUUUGACUUGAACGGCGGAGAAAGAGGCUUCCUGCCGGGCCAGAAAGCAGUCGGGGCGGGGAGCACACCCCGCUUCAGAAGAGCCCUGUCCUGGGAUAAACAAAUGUCCCUGCUCAGCAGCUCGUUCGUGCUCAAAGGGGAUGCGACCCACAACCAGGCGAUGGUCCACUGGACAGGAGAGAACAGCAGCGUCAUCCUUAUCCUAACCAAGUACUACCACGCUGACUCCACCAAGGUCCUGGAAAGCUCACUGUGGCGGUCUUCUGACUAUGGCACCACCUACACCAAACUCAACCUGAUGCCAGGAACAACCAUUGUGGUGACAAGUUUCUACAUUUGCCCAACCAACAAGAAAAAGGUAAUUCUGGUGGGUUCCUCUAUAAAUGAACGAGAUCAAAUGCUGUUUAUCAGCACAGAUGAAGGUUCCUCCUUCCAGCGGCAGUCCAUCGACUUCACACCUGACACGCUCAUCUUCCACCCCAAGGAAGAAGACAAGCUGCUGGCCUAUUGCAAGGAGGGCAGGCUCUUUGCUUCAGCAGAUCUGGGCCGCAAGUGGACAUUACUGCAGGAGAGAGUGACAAAGGACAGAGUUUUCUGGUCUGUAUCUGGUGUGGAUGUGGAUCCUGAUCUGGUGCACAUGGAGAUGCAAGAUACAAGUGGAGGCUACUUGUAUGUCACCUGCCUCAUUCAGAACUGCUCGGACAAAAUGGUGACAGCACAGUUCCUUGGAAAAAUUGAUCACAACUCGCUGCUGGUGCAGGAUGACUACGUAUUUGUCAAGGUCACCACAGGCAAUCGGACCAAGCACUAUGUGUCCUACCGACGGAAUGAAUUUGUCCAGAUGAGGUUUCCUAAGUAUGCCUUACCAAAGGAUGUUCAGAUAGUGAGCACAGAUGAGAACCAGGUCUUCCUCGCCCUCCAGGAGUGGUACCAGUCAGACACAUACAACCUGUACCAGUCAGAUCCCAAAGGCAUCUACUACUCCAUCGUCCUGGAAAAUGUUCGCAGCACCAAGCAGCCAGAGGAGAAUGUUCUCAUUGACAUUCUGGAGGUACGUGGAAUCAAAGGAGUCUUCUUGGCAAACCAGAAAAUUGAUGGAAGAGUGGCAACUGUAAUAACUUACAACAAAGGACGUGACUGGGAACCCUUGGCCCCACCUACCACUGACAUGAAUGGCAAACCUGUCAGUUGCAAAGCGCCGGACUGUCACCUCCACCUCCACUUGCGCUGGGCAGACAACCCCUAUGUGUCUGGGACUGUCCACACCAAAGACUCUGCUCCCGGUCUUAUUAUGGGUGCUGGUAACCUGGGCUCCAAGCUAGUAGAGUAUAAGGAAGAAAUGUAUAUCUCUUCAGACUGCGGAAAGACGUGGAGACAGGUGUUUGAGGAGGAGCAUCAUAUCCUGUAUCUGGACCACGGUGGUGUCAUCGUUGCCAUCAAAGAUACCUCGAUUCCCCUCAAGAUACUCAAGUUCAGUAUUGAUGAAGGACGGACGUGGAACAUUCACAACUUUACAAGCACCUCCGUGUUCGUCGAUGGACUUCUGAGUGAGCCAGGAGAUGAGACCCUGGUCAUGACUGUGUUUGGCCACAUCAGCUAUAGGUCAGACUGGGAGCUGGUGAAAGUGGACUUUAGGCAGUCUUUUCCCCGUCAGUGCACUGAGUCUGAUUAUGACUCCUGGCAGUUCACAGAUCAGAAGGAGGAAAAGUGCGUUAUGGGCCAGGAGCGGACGUUCAGGAAGAGGAAGGACACUGCAUUCUGCAUAAAAGGAAAAAGCUACACAUCAGCUCUGACCAACAAACCCUGCCAGUGUACUGAGAAAGACUACAACUGUGAUUAUGGAUUCGAGCAAUCACACAUGGAAACUGACCGCUGCAUUGCUGACUUCUGGUAUGAUCCAGAUUCACCACCUGAAGACUGCCACCUAGGACAGACCUACAUGUCCAGCACUGGCUACAGGAAGAUGAUAUCUAACUCAUGUGAAGGGGAGCCAAACAAGCAGCAGAGCUCUAAAAAGCACAGCUGCCCCCUGCUCGCGCCUAAAGGAUUACGAGUUGGCAUAAAAGGGCAGAUGCUGGCUGUGGCACCUGGGGAUGACAUCACAUUCACUGUCCACCAGGAGCAGGGUGACACCAGCAGCACCAAGUAUCAGGUGGAUCUUGGUGAUGGGGUACGGACAAUUUACCAGAACCUGACUGUGACUGAUGAACCCAUCCAGCACCGUUAUGAAAAUCCAGGCAUUUACAAGGUCAAAGUGAAGGCUGAGAAUAUGGCUGGACACGAUGAGGCUACCAUGUACAUCCAGGUCACAGCCCCACUACAGGAAGUACACCUAGAAGUGGUUCCCAUUGCUGGGAGAAACCAUGAGGUCAAUCUCACUGCUACUGUCCUUCCCAGUGAGGCCAACCUGACUGUCUUUUACUGGUGGAUAGGAGACAGCAUGCAGCCCAUCCUGACGCUGCAGAACAACCUUCUGACUCGUUUCCCAGGAACAGGCAAAGUCUCAGUCACGGUACAGGCCACAAAUAGCCGAUCCAUGGUGCAGGACACAAGAACUGUCCGAGUUUACGAUAACUUCCAAGUCAUCCCUCUGAGCUUCAGCAGAAACCUAGACAGAUUCAAUCCAAAUAUCCCAGAGUGGAGAGAUGACAUUGGCCAGGUGGUCACCAAAAUACUGGCUAAGAUUACAGGUGUACCUCAGAAUUCCCUAGUUACUGUGGUCAAACCAGGUCUCCCCACCUCUGCCAACCUGUAUGUUCUCCCACUGGACACCAAACCAGCCAAGAGAAGCUUGUUUGUAGAUAAGCAUAUUCCAGCCAUCAUUCAGGUCUUCAACGACAACAACGUCAGCUUUGUGAUACGAGGAGGCCUACAGGUGCUCGUGAUGCUAGCUGACCCAAAUGCAGAACUAGGUUAUAUUACUAAAGACUCAACAGUUACAGAGGCAGAGAAUGGCUACCAUGGAGCAGCUGGAAGUGCCGGUGUUUGGACUCUAGCUGUCAUUUUCCUCAUUGGUCUUAUUGCUACUGGCGCCUUUAUCCUCUAUAAGUUCAAAAGUCCUUGGCUUAGGCCUGAGGAUGCAUAUCCCCCAUUGUUUUUCAGGAAGCUUCCAUGCACCCACAACUACGCCCAGAUGCACAGUGUAAAGGAGCAGGAGAUGAUCAGCCCUGUCAAUCACAGUGAGGACACCCAGCAAAUCAUCCAGGGUGAGGAGUACAUCGAUGACGACCUGGACUCACAGACUCUAGGCACUCAUUCGGGUGUGGUCCUAAACAUGAACUGCAGAGAGCUACACAGUUAGCAGACCAGCUGAUGGCCACCAUGGCAAUGCUGAAGAGCUAGUUGAGGCGAGCCGAGCUGGCUAAUGAGCACAGGGACUCCACUCUGCCUUUUUCCUUCUCUCGUCUUUAGAUUUUCCCUCUCCUCCUCCUCUGUCAGGUCACUUCACUCUUCCAUGGACUCUUCCACUCUCCUGCUUCUGGGUAUUGUGUUAAUUAUUUUGGGGAAGUGGCUGACCAUGGUGUUGGGACUCUAUUCAGUAAUCACCCCUUUUUUUGUGCCAGCCCUGGAGACCCUGGACACAAGGGCCAGUUGCUCAGUUUGAAGGCUCAUCUGUACACUGUCUGUCUGAUAACACAGGUACAAUCGGCAAGCAUGUCUCACAAGACUGGUUUCCACUGAUACUGAAAGUCAGAGAGAUAGUUGAAACCACCAGAGACUAGUGUGCUAAAAUGAUUUGUGAGCACUAAACGUAGUUUGCAUUGUUCCCCUCGAUUAUUGUUGCACCCCCCCCCCACACACACACACACAGUUAUCAUUCUGCUCCUCUCGUCAAUGGCAAUAAUAAUCUCAAUGGAAUGUAGGAUGUGAUAUAAACCCUUGUGAAUUUGCAUGUGAUGGGUGUACACAUGCAAACACAAGAGGGCAGUGUUGCACUUUUUGAAAUCUCCACUGACAAGUACUCUUACAGCUCAGCUUCUUUGGAAUAUACUGUAUGUACACACAGCUUUGUUUAUUUAACAAAAAGAAAAAGAAAA
Messenger RNA from Pundamilia nyererei, 4577 nucleotides. It is a transcript of the gene sorcs2, whose product is annotated as sortilin-related VPS10 domain containing receptor 2. Gene Ontology annotation, cellular component: membrane. Gene Ontology annotation, molecular function: protein binding. The record is from RefSeq and is a predicted model, not a curated record. Bases 395 to 3841 code for a protein of 1148 amino acids. NCBI's taxonomy places the organism in Eukaryota, Metazoa, Chordata, Actinopteri, Cichliformes, Cichlidae. The transcript has 28 exons.